Punica granatum (pomegranate) is the source of this 1279-nucleotide messenger RNA. The record is from RefSeq and is a predicted model, not a curated record. NCBI's taxonomy places the organism in Eukaryota, Viridiplantae, Streptophyta, Magnoliopsida, Myrtales, Lythraceae.
UCUUCUCUAUCUGGUCUGCUGGGAUAUUUUCUAGAGCUCAGCUACUCGCACACUCGUUUCACUUUCAUUCCAUUAAGUAUCAUUCAUUCUUCCUUCCUUAAAUGGGAUCUCUGUUCGGACACGGAUAAAGAGAUGGCUUCGAUGACUAUUCCCACAUUCACUGCAUCGGUCAGCUCCACCGGCAGCCAUAGCCGCGUCCUCCCAGAUGUUGCCUUCCUCAGAAGCUCUUUCCUCCCCGUCCGCGCGCCUCCUCGGCUUCUCUCUCCCACAAAUUGCAAGUCCAUUCUGUGGAAAUCGCGUAACCAGAACACUGCCAAGAAGAUCUGCUGCAGCUUGCUUAAGUUAGAAAACGAGAAUGAUGAAGCGUGUGAGUUGGUCAGCGGGAUGGAGAUCACCUUGGGAGAGGAUGGCAGUGAUGGCAUCCCCGCUUAUCUCUUCAAGGCUGUGAAGAACAAUAAUGGAGCUGGGAUAUUGCUCUUGUCCGAUAUAUUCGGAUUCGAAGAUUCAUUCACGAGGGACUUUGCUUAUCGCGUUGCCUGCAAUGGCUACAAUGUUCUGGUUCCCGACUUGUUUCGUGGUGAUCCAUGGAGAAAGGACCGGCCAAGUAGCACAUUCGAGCAAUGGAUAUCGAGCCAUUACCCCGAGAGGAUGGCAAAGGACAUCGCAAUUUCAGAGAAAUGGAUGGUCGAUGAAUACUUAGCUGCAGGAAUCUCAAAGAAGCUCGGCAUAAUUGGGUUCUGUUUUGGAGGUGGCCGUGUAAUCGAAGUUCUUGCUAAAGACCAAGGAGCUCAUUUUGGUGUUGGAGUCUCCUUCUACGGUACAAGAAUAGACCCAUCUCUCGGUCCCAAGAUAAAGGCGCCUGUUCUGUUCAUCUCCGGGGACGAGGACCCGCUCUGUCAAGUCAGUGUCUUGGAAGAUCUUCACAAGGGUAUUGAAGGUUCGAAAGUGGUGAUAUUCAAGGGAAGAGGCCACGGCUUUGCUCAUCGGCCUCAGUCUCCCGAAGAAGAUAAAGAUGCAGAGCAGGCUUUUCUGAUCAUGAGGAAUUGGCUGUGUGAUGAAUUGGUUGUAAAUAAAUGAGUCUGCAAUUAGAACCCUGUAACCCCUCAUUUCCGUUCUUGGCUGUUUAGACAAACGGCAGUAGCAGACAAUAAGGAAAAGGCUCCAUAGUAAUGUUGUUUCGCAUUACCGAAAUUACUUGAAUUGGUUCAAAAGGGACAACGAUAGUCAUUCCCUGAGUAUGAUUUUGAUCAGGAUAACAAUCCCGAGGAUGUUGACUCCA